This is a messenger RNA of Orcinus orca (killer whale), 330 nucleotides long. Its product is annotated as histone H2A-Bbd type 2/3. Gene Ontology annotation, cellular component: nucleosome. The record is from RefSeq and is a predicted model, not a curated record. Gene Ontology annotation, molecular function: structural constituent of chromatin; DNA binding; protein heterodimerization activity. NCBI's taxonomy places the organism in Eukaryota, Metazoa, Chordata, Mammalia, Artiodactyla, Delphinidae.
AUGCCGGGGAAGAGGGGCCGUCGAGGGUCACCUGGUCGCCGCUCCCACACCGCCCGAGCCGAGCUGUCCUUCUCCGUGAGCCACAUGGAGCGCCUCCUGCGGGAGGGCCACUACGCCCAGCGCCUGAGCUCGUCCGCACCCGUCUACCUAGUGGCCAUCAUCCAGUACCUGGCGGCCAGGGUCCUGGAGCUGGCGCGCCAUGAGGCCCAGAACAGCAGCAGGAGGCGCCUCACUCUGGAGCUGGUGGACGUGGCGGCCCGCAGCAACGCGCUGCUCAGAGACUUGUUCAGGACUAGCACCAUCUCCCAGGUGGCCCCGGCCCAGCCCUAG